Lindgomyces ingoldianus is the source of this 1082-nucleotide messenger RNA. Its product is annotated as NAD(P)-binding protein. The record is from RefSeq and is a predicted model, not a curated record. NCBI's taxonomy places the organism in Eukaryota, Fungi, Ascomycota, Dothideomycetes, Pleosporales, Lindgomycetaceae. The transcript has 4 exons. The coding region runs from base 70 to 1077 and encodes 335 amino acids.
AUCGGUAGACGGUUCUACUCCACUGCUCCUUGACACUUCCUGGGUUGCUCUUCUAAGUGGCCCGAAAGCAUGACAGUCAAGUUAACCCACCCCGAGUGGAAUCAAGAAAUAGGAGGUCUUGAAGUAGCAGAGGCAUUUGCAGCCCAAAUCAAGGGAAAAACUGUCCUUAUAACCGGCAUAUCCCCCUCCAGCAUCGGCUCCUCCAUCAGCCUAUCCAUCGCCUCCCAAUCCCCAGCCCUUCUAAUCCUCGCCUCCCGCACUCUCUCCAAACUCUCUGAAGUUGCAUCCACCAUCACCAGCAGUUACCCCCAUGUCUCUGUAUGCACUGUACCCCUGGAUCUCAUGUCGCAAUCCUCCAUAGAAGCCUCUGCUGCCGCCGUCACCAAGCUAACAAGCACCCUCGAUAUCGUCAUCAAUAAUGCAGGCCUAAUGACGCAAACCCGGCAGCUCACUGCCGAGAACAUCGAGGGUCAAUUUGGUGCAAACCACAUCGGGCAUUUUCUCUUCACAAACCUCCUUAUGCCCCUGAUCCUUGCCGCUGCGAAAAUUAAUCCCCCUGGGGCUACCCGCAUUAUCAAUUUGACGAGUUUAGGCCACAGACUGAGUCCAAUACGCUUCCAUGAUGUGAAUUUAGAAGGAAAAGAAGUGCCACCCGAAGAACUCUUUCCAGGGGAAUUGCCAGCAAUGUUUCAGGCUACGGGUGAGGAUGGGUAUAACGGUUAUAUUGCAUAUGGGCAAGCGAAGACGGCAAAUAUACUUUUUUCUGUGUCGCUGACGGAGAAAUUGAAGAAGGAGGGCGUGGUGAGUUAUGCGGUACAUCCAGGCUGUCUAAGCCGCGACCUAGACGCAGACGGAGAAGAAGCAAUUCGCAAAACGAGUCCGUUUUGGAAGAACCAUGAUCAGGGGGCUGCCACGAUUUUGGUUGCUGCAUUUGAUCCAGUGCUAAAUAAGCCGCAGGGGAUCCUGUUACAUGAUUGCCAAAUCAUGGAUCCGGCGCCUCAUGCUACGGAUUCGAAGAUUGCGGAGAGGUUGUGGGCAUUGAGUGAGAGUCUAGUGGCAAGGGAGUUUAAGCUUUGAUAGUG